AUGGUGUUCAUCUCGCUAGAAGACGUCAUCGGCACCAAAAGUUCCGUUUGUGCGGACAACUGCACCACGAAGCGAUUUCCAGAGAAUACCACCCGUGUGGUAGUAACUCCAGGUUCACCAGCCAAACCACAUGACACUCUGCUUGCAUAUGCUGGACUCUUCUCGAGUCAGAGGCCGUCAUCGCUAGUGUACUUUGUGCUGUACGUCUCGGACAGCGUCAUGCGUCACAAGUGGGUGCUCAAGAAGACUUCAAAUGAUCACGCGCAAUUGCGCAAGAGCAUCCAGCGAGUUGGAGGCGGUUGCAGAGAUCCUGCGUGCUGUGGCCAUGUGCAGCGCCUCUCUUGGAACGUCGGUACACGUCUAUUAUGGGGCUUUGGCAAUACUGGUAAACCGUACGACCAGUGUAAUGCGUUUCAGACGUAUGUGAAUGACUUAGUGCAAGCCGUUCUAGGACACGACAAUCAAUGCCAGACCAUGAAGCGGACGCGACACCUUCUUGAGGAUUUUCUCGACAUCAAAUACCACCGCGCUAACGCGAUUGAUCGCGUCUUUCAAUACAAAAAUCUAGCAGCUUCGCCGACGGUAGUGCCAGUGGAGCCGUGCCCAGCCGGCCAAGACUGUGGAGACACUGUUGAUGACAGCUCCGAGUGCCCGAUCUGCUGCGGCGAUUUGGCUGACGAUAAGACGUUACGUCUACCGUGUAACCACAACUACCACGCAGGAUGCGUGCUUGUGUGGUUAAAUAUUCAACACGCGUGCCCCGUGUGUCGAUUGUAUCUCGACGAUAGAGUCGUGUGGAACGAGCCCGUUAGUUGA
Messenger RNA from Peronospora farinosa, 816 nucleotides. The record is from the annotation of a GenBank genome assembly. Lineage: Eukaryota; Oomycota; Peronosporomycetes; Peronosporales; Peronosporaceae.